Messenger RNA from Cadophora gregata, 606 nucleotides. RefSeq lists its product as uncharacterized. Bases 1 to 606 code for a protein of 201 amino acids. The record is from RefSeq and is a predicted model, not a curated record. Lineage: Eukaryota; Fungi; Ascomycota; Leotiomycetes; Helotiales; Ploettnerulaceae. The transcript is spliced from 2 exons.
AUGUCGUCUCCAGAAAUCGUUUCUUGUUAUGGUUCUACCACUACGAAAGUAGCCCUGCAAACCCAUUUUGCCCGCGACAUCACCCCCAAUGUCAAGCUCAUCCAAGAUAUCCGUGCUCAAGGCGGAGACGCAAAGGAUGUUGUCUUGAUUGAGGGUGUCCGUCACGGAAAUCCUGGAAAGGGUCAGAUCAUUCGUCAUCUAUUUCAAGCACACUGCACAUUUCUUUCUAUCUCAUUUCCCUGUCUCUGUAUUGAUGUACUCCUAGAAGUAGCCCGUUGCUAUGGCAAAUCCGUCAAUGGAAAAGCCAUCCGCAACUUCUACGACCGCACUAUCAAGCACGAUGUCAGGGCUGUCUUGGACACGCUGGAGGCCGGAGGUGACCCCGAAGAACUCCAGCUGUCUGGGAUUACCAAGAUUGGCGGCGGGACAAAGGAAACUGCGAAAUGCUUCGGCGAUGGGCUCAAGGGUCAUGCACUCUCGAUGCACUUCCUCCGCAACAUCAAGCCAACGUCCAAACUGAUCCUCGACGCUAUUGCUCGUGGAGAAGAUCCGGCGAAAACUGUGCCUGUUGGCGGGGAGGCCAAAGGCGCUGGAGCGAAGGGUUAG